Syngnathoides biaculeatus (alligator pipefish) is the source of this 3659-nucleotide messenger RNA. RefSeq names its product Raf-1 proto-oncogene, serine/threonine kinase a (gene raf1a). Gene Ontology annotation, biological process: signal transduction; protein phosphorylation. Gene Ontology annotation, molecular function: protein kinase activity; ATP binding. NCBI's taxonomy places the organism in Eukaryota, Metazoa, Chordata, Actinopteri, Syngnathiformes, Syngnathidae. Bases 463 to 2376 code for a protein of 637 amino acids. The record is from RefSeq and is a predicted model, not a curated record. Gene Ontology annotation, cellular component: mitochondrion; cytosol; plasma membrane. The transcript is spliced from 17 exons.
AGCAAGCGGGACUGAUGCUACCCUCGCGUCUCGAUCGCGAGUUCUCGUUUCAAUCGCUGUCGUCAGAAGGACGCGGGACGGCGCGCGUCCAACCUUUGACCUCCCCCUGGAAAUCGGAAUUUCCAAACGAAAAGUCGUCAGGAAGGUGGUGGAAAUUCAAAUGUGAAAACGCCGCCAGCAUCACAAUAAAUGCUACCCGCUCGUCCAAUGCACUCAUUUGUUUUCCUGCUUUCGAGGCGACCAGCCCGUGACCUUCACUACGUCCACUAUCGCGACAUUUUACGGGAUACUCCGAUCUUUUUUUUUUUUUUUUUUUUGGCGUGCCAAAGUCGCUUGGGUUUUUCUUUGAAUGCGUUGCGAAUAUGAUGAUGUCACCGACGCCACUUUUUCCUGAAGUUAUGGCGGAGCACAAUUUUCACAAGUUCUCUUGGUAAUGACCAUUGAGAGCACUCGGCUUUACUGAUGGAGCACCUCCAGGGAGCAUGGAAGACACUGAGCAAUGGCUUUGGAAUCAGGGACUCUUCCUUCGAGGGCCCGUGCCUUUCACCGACCAUGGUCCAGGGAUUUCCCUGCCAACGUCGCUCCUCAGACGACAGCAAGAUACCCGACUCGAAGACAAGCAGCACCAUUCGUGUCUACCUCCCAAACCAGCAGCGCACUGUGGUGAACGUGCGGCCAGGUGUGACUCUGCAGAGCUGUCUGAUUAAAGCCUUAAUGGUGCGAGGCCUACAACCUCAAUGUUGUGCUGUUUUCAGACUACAUCCUGGGCAGAGGAGUGAAAAACUACGGAUGGACUGGAAUACUGACUCAACCACCCUGAUUGGUGAAGAGUUGCUGGUGGAGGUUUUGGAUCAUGUUCCUCUGACCACACACAAUUUUGUCCGGAAAACAUAUCUGAAGCUAGCCUUCUGUGACAUUUGCCAAAAGUUUCUUUUGAACGGUUUCCGUUGCCAAACGUGUGGCUACAAGUUCCAUGAGCAUUGCAGCACCAAAGUACCCACAAUGUGUGUGGACUGGAGCAAUAUCCGACAACUCCUUCUGUGUCCAACACCUGGUGAGAGUGGUGCACCGUCACUUCCCCCAUUAACAUCUCGGCGAAUGAGAGAAUCAUUAACUCGCUUUCCAAGCUCUGCCCACCGGUAUUCAACGCCCCAUGCCUUCAACUAUGCCACACCCUACUCGCCCACAGGCAGCGGUCUCUCCCAGAGGCAACGCUCUACUUCGACGCCAAACGUCCACAUGGUUAGCACAACCCUGCCUGUAGACAGCAGUAUGUUUGAGGAUGCAAUGCGAGAUCAUGACUCUGCGGGGAGUUCCCCCAACCAGAGUCCUACUGGCUGGUCCCAGUCCCAAGCCAAAACCCCUGCACCGGCCCAGAGAGAGAGGGCUCCGUCCUUCAAUACUCAGGAGAAGAAUAAAAUUAGGCCUCGGGAGAAGCGGGAUUCUAGUUACUACUGGGAGAUUGAAGCCAGUGAGGUGUAUCUUCAAUCCCGCAUUGGUUCAGGCUCCUUUGGAACUGUAUACAAAGGGAAAUGGCAUGGUGAUGUAGCAGUGAAAAUUUUAAAGGUGACCAACCCCACUCCAGAGCAGUUUCAGGCAUUCAGAAAUGAAGUAGCUGUCCUGAGAAAAACAAGACACGUAAACAUCCUGUUGUUUAUGGGCUACAUGACGAAGGACAACCUGGCCAUUGUGGCCCAGUGGUGUGAGGGCAGCAGUCUGUACAAACACAUUCAUGUUCUGGAGACAAACUUCAAGAUGAUCCAGCUCAUAGAUAUCUCCAGGCAGACCGCUCAGGGCAUGGACUAUCUACAUGCAAAGAACAUCAUUCAUCGUGACAUGAAGUCCAACAACAUCUUUUUGCAUGAAGGGCUGACUGUGAAAAUUGGCGACUUCGGCCUUGCAACGGUAAAGGCCCGGUGGAGCGGCUCACAUCAGGUGGAGCAGCCUUCUGGAUCUAUUCUCUGGAUGGCUCCUGAAGUCAUACGGAUGCAGGAUAACAAUCCCUACAGCUUCCAAUCAGAUGUCUAUUCCUAUGGAAUUGUACUUUUCGAGCUCAUGACAGGAGAGCUCCCAUACGCCCAGAUAGCGAACAGAGAUCAGAUUAUCUUCAUGGUGGGACGGGGCUAUCUGUCACCUGACCUCAGUAAACUCUACAAGAACUGCCCCAAAGCCAUGAAAAGGUUGGUCGCCGACUGCAUCAAAAAGUCCAAGGACGAGAGGCCGCUCUUCCCACAGAUCCUGUCCUCGAUCGAGCUUCUGCAGCAUGCCUUGCCCAAGAUAAACCACAGUGCCUCAGAACCGUCCCUACACAGAGCCUCUCACACCGAGGAUAUCGACGCUUGUACUCUGACCUCCACCAGACUGCCUGUUUUUUAGAGCAUUGGACUGCUUUGCCCCCCACCCCACCCCGUCUACUCUCCCAACAAUGCCCCUUCAAAAUCGGCACAACAGCGAGCACUAUACCCAAACCGCAUCAUCUACAAUACUUCAAGCAUUUUUAAUCAUUUUGACAAGGAGGGAGCAAAGAGGGAUGGCGAUGCAGUAGGAUUUAUAAAUGAAAAGGGUGGAGGCGGAGCCUACCCUAUUGCUGCACAUCAAACAUAACAAUGCAAGUGCCUCUUUGAAAAUAAUAUGCACGUACAUUUACCGAAAAUGACAACAAAUGGACAUUGAAGGAGCUCGAGUGUUGCAGCCGCUUGACUUUGAAAUAAAGCACAUGCAACUUUUCCCGGCUUUUUUUUUUUUUUUAAUGUGCUCUGUUUUAGAACUCAGCUGCUUUAAGAGGAAAUCCACAAGGAUCUUUUUUGAAUUAAUAUUUUGUAUUGUCUUGCAAGAUGAUGUAGUAGAUAUUUGAAUUGUCUAUUUUGGUCAUCUUUUACGACAAUACAUUUCGUUUUCGAGUCACACUGACACAACUGAAGGCUGUCAAACGAUGAGCACGGGUAACCAUGGAAGUCCAUGAAUUUGCACAUUUUUGCUAGAGGUUGUAGUUUCCUUUCGCAGUCAACAACCGUUUCUGAUCUGUCCACGCAUUCUUAGCAGUUGCUGUCACGAGCUGGACGUUUCGGCAGUUGUUUUGAAUAUUUAACGUGAUUUGGAAACUAAUUGGUAUUUGUUCAUCUUGUCUCAUUGAGCAGGUCACAUAUUUUGUCAGCUUGGUAAGAAAGUUGCCUUUACUAUUUUAAUAAAAGUAAAUUCUUUGCUAAACUUUUUUUUGAUUUGAAAAAGUAAAUGAACGGUGCAGUUGGCUUUUUCACUGUUAAAAUCCCACACGUCUGUGUAAGUCGUGGCGGUGCCGUGUGACGUUUACUGUAGCGUUGGCAUAGUCCUGUAGCCUCUCAGGGGUGUCGCAGGGUUAUUCCCCGUGACGGAACCACCAGGACGGCACGUGGUGUAAAAUGGAAAAUGCAGUUUUACACAGUUUGACAGUUUUCAUGUAAAUAUCCUGCAAGUAGACCCGCAAAUGCAGAUCUAUGAUAAAUAUAGAAGUAGCUGGGCUCUGUAUUGAAUAUUUUAAGAUUUGGAUUUGCAUUUACAGGACAGAUGAAUAGUCCAAGAAAUGUUUAUUGAGCAUCUGUAUGUAUUGUCAGAGAUCAAAGAAAAAUUAAGCCAACUAAAGUAACGACUUGCAAAAUAAAAAUAAAUAUUUCAACGUGCAA